Messenger RNA from Letharia columbiana, 840 nucleotides. RefSeq lists its product as uncharacterized. The transcript has 4 exons. Gene Ontology annotation, biological process: proteasome-mediated ubiquitin-dependent protein catabolic process; cellular response to misfolded protein; positive regulation of proteolysis. The record is from RefSeq and is a predicted model, not a curated record. The coding region runs from base 1 to 840 and encodes 279 amino acids. Lineage: Eukaryota; Fungi; Ascomycota; Lecanoromycetes; Lecanorales; Parmeliaceae. Gene Ontology annotation, cellular component: cytoplasm. Gene Ontology annotation, molecular function: ubiquitin protein ligase activity; protein-folding chaperone binding.
AUGGCCCACCGAGCCGUCGCUCUGAAGGAGGAGGGGAACAAGUACUUUCAGAAUGGUGAAUACACAGAAGCGGAGGGUCUCUACUCUCAAGCAAUACAAAAAGACCCGUCAAACCCCAAGCUCUUCACCAACCGCGCCAUGACUCGCAUCAAGCUUCAACAAUUCGAAAACUGCAUGGAUGACUGUCUCAAAUCAAUAGAGCUGGACCGUGUCAACAUGAAAGGAUACUACCUCCUCGCCCAAAGCCAACUCGCCCUGAAUCACCCAAACGAAGCCCUCACCUCCGCCCUCACUGCAUACGAAAAAUGCCUCGAAACGAACGACAAGUCGACUAGCGCCGUGUCCGGCCUUGUUUUGCAGGCGAAAAAGCAGAAAUGGGAAGCCAAGGAAAGGGAGCGGAUACGGAAUAGAAGUUCGAUGUUGCGGGAACUUGAGGAUAUGCUGAUGAAGAAUAAGCGAGAGGAAUUGCGGCAGUUGAGGCUCAAGAUGCUGGAUUUUAAUGAAGAGGCGGAGGAGAAGUCCGAUAUUGAGCUGGAGUGCAGGAAAAAGGUUGAGGAAUUGAGGACGAUCUUCGCGAUUGCGGACCCGAAGAAUCUGCAGCGGAGGGAAGUACCGGACUACCUAAUCGACAGCAUAUCCUUCGCUGUUAUGCACGACCCCGUGACGACAAAAACCGGCAACUCCUACGACCGAGUCACGCUAAUGGAACAUUUCAAACGAUCGCACACAGAUCCCCUGACCAGAGAGCCUUUACGAGCUGAUGAUAUACGGCCGAAUCUAGCAUUGAAGCAAGCGUGCGAGGAGUUUCUUGAGAACAAUGGGUGGGCUGUCGAUUAUUAA